Messenger RNA from Haemonchus placei, 492 nucleotides. The record is from the annotation of a GenBank genome assembly. NCBI's taxonomy places the organism in Eukaryota, Metazoa, Nematoda, Chromadorea, Rhabditida, Trichostrongylidae.
AUGAACCCAGACGAACAACCGCUCCCUGCUGGUUGGGAGAAGCGUAUGAGUCGCACUAAUAACCAGGAGUACUAUUACAACCAAGCAACUGGUCGAAGUCAGUGGGAACGUCCCUUAGAACCAGCGUUCGGGAAGGGUUCAGAACUCACUCAAGUGCGAGCUGCUCACUUGCUUGUAAAACAUGCCGGAAGUCGUCGUCCUUCAAGCUGGAGAUCCGACAAUAUUACACGAUCUAAGGAGGAUGCAAGAAAUAUUCUGAAGGACUAUAUUCGUCAGAUUAGAAGUUCAAAUAAUCCAGAAGCGACUUUUAGAAAAUUGGCGCAACAAUUUAGCGAUUGUAGCUCUGCAAAAAGAGGCGGUGAUCUUGGGACGUUCGGACGACGUCAGAUGCAAAAACCAUUUGAGGAUGCGUCUUUUGCAUUGGACGUUGGUGAAAUGAGUGAUAUCGUGGAAACCGACUCAGGGCUUCACAUCAUUUGGCGACUUGCAUAA